This is a messenger RNA of Thamnophis sirtalis, 1016 nucleotides long. The record is from RefSeq and is a predicted model, not a curated record. NCBI's taxonomy places the organism in Eukaryota, Metazoa, Chordata, Lepidosauria, Squamata, Natricidae.
GGAAGCAGGCGGACUCCCGGCAGCCAGAGGCGGAUCAGCUCGGCACCUGUGGCGGCUACAGCCGAGUUUCUUGAGCAAGUCGCUGGGGCUGCUGUGUGAUGCCACCGCCCGGGCAGGAGCGGGUGUUGCCUGUGCUGGGGGCGCGUUGCAGAACCCUCUACCCCUUCUCCGGGGAGCGGCAUCGGCACGGACUGCGCUUCGCUGCGGGCGAGCUGCUCACCGUACUCCAGGCGGGGCCGGACGGCGGCUGGUGGGAAGGGGAGACGGCCGAAGGGCUGAGGGGAUGGUUCCCGGCCAGCUACGUCCAGCUCAUUGAGAAGCCUAGGAAGGUCAUUCCUCAAGUUGGAGAAGAUUCUCAAAAUGGUCAUCUUCCACCUGGCUGGCAAAGUUAUAUGUCCCCUCAGGGGCGAAGAUAUUAUGUGAACACCUUCACCAACGAGACUACUUGGGAGCGACCAAGCAGUGUUCCGGGAACUCCAAAGAAUUCGGUGAGCCAGAAGAACUCCUUGCCUACAGUGAACGGAUAUCACAUACCAGGCACGUUGGCAUCCCAGCUAGAGCCAAGCCACAUGAGUCUCCGCAAAAUCAGCAGUGACCCUCAGAGUCCUGGGUCUCCAUCACCUACUCGAAAGCAGAAUAAGGAGAACACCUUUACGAUAAACUGUGUGACUUUUCCCCAUCCUGACACAAUGCCAGAACAGCAGUUGCUAAAACCUUCUGAAUGGAGCUACUGUGAUUAUUUCUGGGUAAGUGAGCAACUUCCCAUAUGCUGUUUACUGCAGCAGUUGAGCUUUACAAAGGAUGAGACAUAUUGCUAACAUCUCUGAUAGCAAACAUGAUAAAAUCCAAGCCUAAAAGUUGAUGCACAUGACACUGAAAAAGUUUUUUUUUUUUUCUUUGCAUAUGAAAUCCAGCAGAAUCAUUAUACUCUUAAAACCAGAAGACUGGAAUGAAGCAGAAUCACUUCCUGGCCUUCCAGCCUGAAAUGCUCUAAACAAGAGAUGGGCAUUUCAAGG